Messenger RNA from Pungitius pungitius (ninespine stickleback), 2416 nucleotides. It is a transcript of the gene mcmdc2, whose product is annotated as minichromosome maintenance domain containing 2. The record is from RefSeq and is a predicted model, not a curated record. The transcript has 15 exons. Bases 248 to 2272 code for a protein of 674 amino acids. Gene Ontology annotation, biological process: double-strand break repair via break-induced replication. Gene Ontology annotation, molecular function: single-stranded DNA helicase activity; ATP binding; DNA binding. NCBI's taxonomy places the organism in Eukaryota, Metazoa, Chordata, Actinopteri, Perciformes, Gasterosteidae.
AAAUUUCCACCUAAUUAAUUAAUAUAAAAUGUACACUUUUGAAUGUAUAAAUAUAAUUCACUAAGGAAAAUGGUACAGAUGGAGAAGAACUAGGAUAAGCGUGAAAUGUCUAAUAAUCCAAUAAUUUAAUCGAGUCUAUGAUGAAUAUGAUGAUGCUUCUGCUGAGGAGACACUAGCGCGAUGGUUGAAGCUCGCGCGUCAAUACAACCUGGGCCCAGAGAACGACUUUUAUACCAUAGAGGUUAAAAUGGUUGAUCUUUUGUCCUUAAAAGAAUCAGUCCUGGUCUAUUUAGACAGAAGCGGUGGGCUUCAGAAACUGGCCGAAGAUUGCAGACCAUUCAAUGGAAGCCAUCAGAUUGAGGCGGUCUACAGGUUUUGUGUCAGUGUGAAUCCUUCUGAUGUGAUCGAGGUGGAUCCUGUCUUGGGCGAACGUGUUCUUUGUGAUCCACUUGGAGCAACAGCCUUGUUUCAGUCUGUGUGUUUCCAGGCCAUAAAGACACUUUCACUUGUUGAAAAGAUACACACCCAGAGUCAGGUGAAUGUAAUUCUGAAGUUGACACAUCUGCCUCCGUUCCCCGAGUACACGUUGGACCUUUGUAGUUUUCCUCGUGGACGCGGGCCCAUGAGGCCUGUCUCCAUGGAGGGCCUGGUCAUCGCCAUGACGAGGGUCACCAAAUACACCCAGGGGGCCAGGUUCCUCUGCGUCAAUGAUGAAUGUCCCUGCUUUACAGGGUUUCACCACAUUCGUGUCCAUGCACCCGGAGCCACGGAGUCUGCUACCGUACGGAACGACUUCAGCUGCACGAUCUGCAGCUCCCCGCUGAGAGAGGAUGUGAAGUUCAGAGUGUUGGGAGACAAACAGCUCGUGGAGCUGAUCCACGUCAAAGCACUAGAUGCUCUGAGCGCCCAUCAGCAGAGCUCGCUCAGGUACCAGUCCGCCACCCUGUUUCUCAGAGAUGAGCUGUGUAAUUCAAUGAGAAUCGGUCGACUCUACAGGGUUUUGGGCAUUGCUGCACAUGUUCAACAGGGGAGCGGCAUCACCUGGAGCGUCGAGGCGAAUGGCGUCCAGCCGUGGGAGCCGGAGCAUCCACACAAAGUCAGCGGCAGCUUCCAAGAGCUGUUGAAGGCCACGGACGGUUUCCGCUGGAGGUUCUCCGCCAUCGCGGCUCACCGCUUCGGGUUGGACGUGGCUCCUCCGGGCCUCUACAACACCCUCAAGCUGAGCCUGCUGCUCAGCCUGGUGCAGAACAAAGCAAAUUUGGAUCUUCUGGCCGUCACCACAGACACCCUCGUGCUCGACAGACUUAUGACGUACAGCCUGAGCUUGGCGUGUCACGGGGUCAGGCAUCAGGCAUCGGGGGAGAUGUUUGCGUCCCUGGCCAGGGACGAACACGGGGCCGGCACGGCCAACAUCCACGCCGGCUCGGCCCUGCUCGCCACCGGCGGCAUUUGCAUGUUGGGAGAUUUGGGCUGCUACAAAAAGGAGAGGUUGGAUGCCAUUCAGUCAGUUCUGGAGAGCUGCACGGUGUCCGUGUUCGUCCCGGGGAAGAAAUACGGCGAGGAUGCCGACGAGCAGCUUAACUUUCCUGUCCACUGCAGCUUCUGGGCCCUCACAGACUCCACAGAGGCCUCUCGGCGGUCCGGGAGGGCGGACUGUGCCGUACUUGGAACAGCAGAAAUGGGUCCUGUACCAGUUCAGUUAGCGGACGCCUUCGGCCUGGUCAUUCAGUGCAGGGAUGUGGGGGGGGAGCAGGCCCUGCUUUCUCAGACCAUCCACACCCUUCAGCAGGCCGUGCAGCCGGGGAAACCCCUCUACCCUUCAUGCUGGGAGUUUUCUACUCAGGACUACAAGGAGCUUGUGGCUCAUGCACGGAGCUUAAAGGCGGAGCUCAGCCCUGGAGCAGAAAAAAUGAUCCAUGGUUACUACAUGGCCAGCCGGAGGGUCCGAACACAGAGUCAGGGCGUCAAGAUGUCUGUGGCAUCCGUCAAACUACUGAUCUCAUUGGCUGAAGCCCACUGCAAGUUAUGUCUCAGGACACAAGUCCUGGAAGAAGACGCUGUGAUUGCCGUGCUGCUCUGUGAAAACUCUGUUACACUGAAGCAUGGGGCCUCUGCACUUGUUAUCCCACCUGAUGCCAUAUUUCCUUGUGAUCUGGGGAAUUGGGAUGGUUACCAGAAGAGAGAUGAGACACUGGAUGAGCUCCACCAGAAUAUUCUACGCUUCAUCUACAGCUACGCACCAGGAGCAGACUCUUACAUUACAGAGGAAUGAGACGUGUUCGAGUCAAAUGGGCGAUGUAGGUGGUGGCCAGGAUUAACACGUCGAGUUUGGACAGCUUGGUGUCCGGCGGCACGGACGGCAAAGUCCUCUGUAGCUCCAGGAAAGCGGUUCUCAGGGUCUGCACCCGGCUUCUCU